AUGAAUUCACCUUUCGCUUCCCCUUAUCCACAAACACCUACUCCCGGGGGCUCUUCUAGUGCACUUCAUCUAGGUAGACCACCUCUUACUUCGCUCAAACCAUUUGGUUAUCCAGCACAACAAUUAACUACAAACAACAACAAACAGAAAUCAACUCUAAUUCAAACACCUCAUCCAUUACCACGUGGACCACAUCCAUUGGCUCAAGUUAGUAUCAUGAAUUCAACUUCUCAUGAACUUACUUUACCAUCGAGUCAUGAAUCUUCAUUAGAUCAAGAUUUGGCUGAAUUCGAACGUAAUCAUCAUCAACAACAACAACAACCUACUCAUCAUCAAACUAAAUAUUCAACUCAUAUUAUGGAUGACUUUGGUACAGAAGAUGAAGAUGAAGAAAUGGAGGAAGAAGAUGGACAAGAAGAAGAUCUGGAAGAAGAGGAAGAAGAUAUCAUAGAAGAAGAAGAAGACGAAACUCAAAUCACUGAAAGUCUCGAUGAAGAAACUAAUAAUACGGAUUCAGUUUCUCUUCGUCUCGGUUUAUCUUCACUCUCACCACCUGGAAUCGGUCGUUUCUUACCAAAUCAUCGUCGAUUAUCUGCUGCACCAAUGAUAGAUUCAAACGAACUUGAUGAUGAUUUAUCUUCAGUUGCUCGAGAUUUCUCACGUGAUCUAUCAGCCCUUUCUCUUUCUCCCAUCAGAAGAACUUCGGCUCCAACACCACUUAGAGCAUUAGAACAGAAUCGUCAACAAUUUAAACCUAAACAACCUAAUCAUAAAUCACCCACUCCGUUCAGUGGAUUUGAAGGAAUGGCUCAAGAACUUCGACGCGAUUUAGAAAAAAUCACUGGAGUGCUUGCUGAUCAAAAUGUUCCCCCUAUUGCAUCUCGCGAUCAAAACAACAAACAAGCCAAUACACUACGUGGUACACUAACAUCAGAUGGUACAGGUCGCGCUCGAAGAGUAUUCGGAUCAGAUGAUCAACCCAAGUUAAAUCGACCUCACCAAGCUGGUCUCACCUCAACCCCAGUGAACAUGCGAUCUAAGAAACCAGUCUCGGUUCCAUCACCAAAUGGAGCAGUACCCCCUUUCAAACUGAAUCAGAACUCUACACGACCAACUCAAACUAAACCAUCAAUUCAAGUUGUUGAACCUUCACCUAAUUCUUAUUUUCAGCCACAACAACACACUAGAUUCAUGCAAUAUACCUCUACCAAUCAAGAUGGAUCAUUGACUGCUGAAGCAAAGAAAAUCGUUGGUAAUUCGGUUCGGGUACCUGAUGUUACUGGUCUGACGGACGCGUUGAGAAGUCCAGACAAACCUGAAUUUCAUAAAGGAUCAAGAGCUAAUGCCAAAGGAUCGACCGAUUCUACUAGACCAGAUGCUACCCUGGAUCAAGCUCUUACACUCUUAACACGUAGAUUGGUAGGAUUAGAAAAUGAACAUGUAUACUGUGCAGAUCAUAUUCAAGAUUUAGAAUCCCAAUUACGAAAAGAGAGAUCCGAAAAGAAGCGAGAAGGACCGAUUUCGUCCACAGGAAAUCAUGAAGUACCAGUCGAAAGAAUGGUACAAAAAUUAAAAGUUUAUACACGUAAACUUAAUCAAUCAAUUGAAUCACAUGCAAUAGCCUUAGAAGAGUUGAAUUCGUUUAAAACUCGUCAUAAACAUGUGAAACAAGAAGUUGGGAAUGUUAGAACUGAAGUUCGACAAUGGUCAGAAGAAGUGAUCGAAUUGAAAAGAGGACUUGAAGGAUUAACAACUGAAGUUAGAGAGAUUAGAUCAAUGAUUGAAAGUGUCAUGGAAGCUAGAUCUUUAUCACUCAGUCAAAGUAAUAAGAAAUCGUGCAAAGUUCAACCCAAGGGAUCAGGAAUGAUGAGACCUAUUGGAUUAUCGAAAACUCAACAAGAAGUCAAACGGCAUCAAGUACCUUUGAAAUCUAGAAUGCCAGCUGCCAGAUCUCAUUCUGAAAUCACUCUUUUGAAUGAUCGAAGCGGGAUAGAAGCAUGGAGGUCUCAAGCUUCUUCUACACCGAGAAGUGGUCAUAGUUUUAUUGGGGCAGAUGAGAUUGAAAGAUUGAAAAAAGAAGUAGCAGAAGAACAAGCAAUGAGAACUUCAACUAUAGCUCAUUCAAAACCAAAACCAUCAACAAGAGCAGUCCCACCGGUUUCAAAACCAUCACAACCUACACCUGGACCAAGUAAACCAAGCAAUCCUUUACCUACAAGAAUCAGUUCAGCUCCCAACCCCUUAACAACUUCAAAAACCAAAAAACCAACGACUAUGAAACCCAAAUCGAAUGGAGGAACUGGAGGAGGAUCGAUUCAAAUUGAUCAAGAGAUGAGUAGAGCAGAAGCGAUUCUUAAGAACGUUCCAUCUCAUGAUAAUUCGACGUGUUCAGAAUGUAGGAAAAGGAAAUUACAAGCUGGAAAUGGAAAUGGACCGAUUAGGAUCAGUAGUGCACCUAUUCAAUUGAUGAGUAAAGAAAAAGAAAAGCUUACAAGACAUUCGAAUGCAAAGGAAGAUGAUGAUGAGAAAGAAAAGGUUGAACCUCAAACUGUUUUGGUUAAAAUUAUUCAUGAAAUUGAAAACGAUUUUGAAAUUCAUCGAAAGAUUUUCAUUGAAUUAUCAGAAACUUAUCAACAAAUGAAUCAACCUGGUAUAGGUGAAGAUUUAAUUAAACGAAAAGUUUUAGGAAUUCAUUUAAAAGAAAGUGUAGAUACAUUAGAGAAAAAAGCUGAACAGAUUCAUGAGCUUUAUAGGUUAUUGAAUUUUAAAGAUAUUAAACUUUAA
Messenger RNA from Melampsora larici-populina 98AG31, 2784 nucleotides. RefSeq lists its product as uncharacterized. Gene Ontology annotation, molecular function: microtubule binding. Lineage: Eukaryota; Fungi; Basidiomycota; Pucciniomycetes; Pucciniales; Melampsoraceae. The record is from RefSeq and is a predicted model, not a curated record. The coding region runs from base 1 to 2784 and encodes 927 amino acids. The transcript has 5 exons.